Molecule: messenger RNA, 968 nt
Organism: Hordeum vulgare subsp. vulgare (domesticated barley)
Lineage: Eukaryota; Viridiplantae; Streptophyta; Magnoliopsida; Poales; Poaceae
Product: probable glutathione S-transferase GSTU6
Exons: 2
Coding region: 135-827 (230 amino acids)
Biological process (GO): glutathione metabolic process
Cellular component (GO): cytoplasm
Molecular function (GO): glutathione transferase activity
Source: RefSeq, a predicted model, not a curated record
UACCUCUCAUACAUUCAUCCAUUCAACAAAUUAAGCGCAAGCAGCUAAAGCAGUAUCAGUCUUAACACACAGACACGGAGACACACAGACACAGAGACACACACACACACACAGAUCAGUCCAGCUAGUUGGAGAUGGCCGGAGGAGAUGACCUGAAGCUGCUCGGCGCAUGGCCAAGCCCGUUCGUUACCAGAGUGAAGCUCGCGCUCGCCUUGAAGGGCCUGAGCUACGAGGACGUGGAGGAGAACCUGUCCAACAAGAGCGAGCUCCUCCUCAAGUCCAACCCGGUGCACAAGAAGAUACCCGUGCUCAUCCACAACGGCUCCCCGGUAUGCGAGUCCAUGAUCAUCGUGCAGUACAUCGACGACGUCUUCGCCAGCACCGGCCCGUCCCUUCUCUCCGAGGACCCCUACGAACGCGCCGUGGCUCGCUUCUGGGUGGCCUACGUUGACGACAAGCUGGUAGCCCCAUGGAGGCAGUCGUUGAGGGGCAAGACAGAGGAGGAGAAAUCCGAGGGAAAGAAGCAGACGUUCGCCGCGGUGGAGGUCCUCGAAGGGGCCCUCAGGGAGUGCUCCAAGGGAGGGGACUUCUUCGGCGGGGACGGCGUCGGGCUCGUCGACGUUGCGCUGGGAGGUCUGCUCUCGUGGAUGAAGGUGACCGAUGUGCUUUCCGGUGACAAGAUCUUCGACGCCGUCAAGACUCCGCUCCUGGCCGCGUGGGUGGAGCGCUUCAGCGCGAUCGACGCGGCAAAGGCGGCCUUGCCGGAUGUGGGCAGGCUGGUUGAGUUCGCCAAGGCACGAGAGGCUGCCGCUGCAGCGUCUAAGUGAGCCAGCAGAUAUCCAGAAUAAUUAAAAUUUGUUAUUUUUAAAUGUUGUUUGUUUGGCUGCUGGAUGUAAUAAUAAUGUUAGAGUAACGUUUUACUGAUGUACGCCCUCCGUUCCUAAAUAUAAGUAUGUUAAACGAUUUCA